This is a messenger RNA of Lactuca virosa, 1665 nucleotides long. Lineage: Eukaryota; Viridiplantae; Streptophyta; Magnoliopsida; Asterales; Asteraceae. The record is from the annotation of a GenBank genome assembly.
GAACUUACCAAGCACGAACAGUCAACCACGUCUGGCAUUCAACUUGUAUCUACUCUACAGCGAAUCCCUUUCCCCUUCUGUACAACAUUUCUAGCACACAACCCAUGAUGAACAAUCGUCAAAACCAUUGUUAGGGUUUCGCUCGCAUUUCCCCCAUAAUCCUUUUGUCAUUAGAAGCAUUUGGCGAAGCUUCGCCGUCGUACGUUGUAUUUGGAGAGGCAAAAGUCUCCACAGAUCCGAAGCUGUGAACAAUGGCGGGUCCUGUGGGUCGUAGAGGAACGAACGCGUCGCAAUCGAUUCGUGGAUCUAGAAUCGCCGUUGCGAUUGUUAUCGGAGUUCUACUGGGAUGCAUCUUUGCAGUAUUAUACCCUCAUGGUCUCUUCUCCGAUAUAUCUAAUCCCACUUCUCAUUUUCGGAGUCGCCGUCUUUCCAAAUCGAAUCCAAAGAUCGAAUCAACUUCAUGUGAAUCAACAGAAGAAAUCAACAAACUAAAAUCAGAAAUAACAGAUCUAUCCAACAAAAACGAUGAAUUAAAGAAACAAGUCAGGGACUUAACCGUGAAAUUACAAGCAUCUGAACAAAAAAACGGUCAAUCCGAUUCCGAUCAACAAAUUGCAACCGUAUCCAACCCACAAAAACCCGGUCCAUUUGGAACAGUAAAAGGCACAACAAUAAACCCUACAAUCCUCCCGGACGCCACCAUAAACCCUAGACUCGCCAAAAUCCUUGAAAAACUCACAACCGAAAAAGAAGUCAUAGUCGCAUUAGCCAAUUCCAACGUCAAAUCCAUGUUAGAAGUCUCCGUUUCCAGCAUCAAGAAAGCCGGAAUCCCCAAUUACCUCGUUGUCGCUCUCGACGACGGAAUCGUCGACUUUUGCAAAGAAAACGACGUCGCGUUCUACAAACGUGACCCAGACGAAGGAAUCGAUUCCGUUGCUAAAUCCGGUGGGAAUCACGCCGUUUCCGGUCUAAAAUUCAGAAUCUUACGGGAAUUCCUACAACUCGGGUACAGCGUUCUUUUAUCUGACGUGGACAUCGUUUACAUACAAAACCCUUUCAAUUUCAUCUACCGGGAUGCUGACGUGGAGUCCAUGUCAGAUGGGCAUGAUAACUUUACAGCUUAUGGGUAUAACGAUGUGUUUGAUGAGCCUUCAAUGGGGUGGGCUAGAUACGCGCAUACAAUGAGAAUUUGGGUUUAUAAUUCGGGGUUUUUUUAUUUGAGGCCAACGAUCCCAGCCAUUGAAUUGUUGGAUCGUGUGGCUGAGAGGCUCUCUAAACCACCACCUGCGUGGGAUCAAGCAGUUUUUAAUGAGGAAUUGUUUUUUCCUUCGCAUCCAGGGUAUAUUGGUCUUUAUGCUUCGAAGAGGACUAUGGAUAGGUAUAUGUUUAUGAAUAGUAAGGUGAUGUUUAAGGAAGUGAGGAAAGAUGAGAAUUUGAAGAAGUUGAAACCGGUUAUUGUUCAUGUGAAUUAUCAUCCGGAUAAAUUACCGAGGAUGAAAGCGGUUUUUGAGUUUUAUUUUAAUGGGAAACAAGAUGCACUUGAGCCCUUUCCUGAUGGGUCUGAUUGGUAAAUGGGAAAAGAGGAUGGUUUGACUUUACCAUAUUAGGUAAAUUUUAUAAUGAUUUUGAAAGAAUAUGUAUGUGUAUUAUGAUGAACUAUGAUGA